GCAUAACAGUAACAAUUUCAAACUUGAAGCCCUCCCCUUUAACAUUUCCUGUUUAUAUAUCCCGACAUCAGUCUUCCCUUUCCCUUCCCAUUCCUCUGUCUCUCUCUCUUACUCCCAGUCGCAUUUCCCGGCGACUGUCUCCUUCCCUUUUCCCCAUCUUUUCGUAUUCCCGUCUUACAUUCUGUUUCUCCAAAUAAAAGAUCAACAUUCUUUCCCUGUGCCCAGAUUCGUAACAAUGGCGUCCCUCAUCUGGCCAUGUAUCAUGGCCAUUCUGCUUCAAUUGUGUUUACUCUGUUCUGUUUCGGCGAAGAAGACGUACAUAGUUCAAAUGAAGAACCACCAGAAACCCACAUCUUAUUCUACUCACUCCGAUUGGUUCAGUGACCAUCUCCAAUCCUCUUUAACUUCCUCCACCGCUGAACAAUCUUUAGUCUACACCUACGAAACCGCUUACAACGGUUAUGCUGCCGUUCUGGAACCGGAAGAGGCGGAGGCGCUUCGGCAAUCCAACGAUGUGGUUGGUGUUUAUGAGGAUACAGUUUACACCCUUCACACAACCCGUUCCCCUGAAUUUCUCGGGUUGAACACCGAUGUUGGGUUGUGGACGGGGCACAAUUCGCUUGAACUCGAGCAGGCUUCCCAGGAUGUUAUCAUUGGUGUUCUUGAUACCGGAGUUUGGCCGGAAUCUAAGAGCUACGACGACACGGGACUCCCCAGUAUUCCGUCCAGAUGGAAAGGCGAAUGCGAGAGUGCGGCGGAUUUCAACCCGAAAAUCCAUUGCAACAAGAAGCUAAUCGGAGCCCGGUAUUUCUCCAGAGGCUACCAAAUGGCUUCCGGUGACGAGAAGCCUUCCAAAGAAGCUCAAUCACCUCGAGAUCAGGACGGCCACGGGACCCACACCUCGUCCACCGCCGCCGGCGCUUCAGUUGCUAACGCCAGUCUCCUUGGCUACGCCAGCGGCACCGCCAGAGGUAUGGCUGUGCACGCCCGUGUGGCCACCUAUAAAGUCUGCUGGAAGAACGGAUGUUUCGGGUCGGAUAUUCUCGCCGGAAUGGAGCGUGCCAUUGGCGACGGCGUGGAUGUGCUGUCAAUGUCUCUGGGCGGCGGUUCCGGUCCUUAUUAUCGGGAUACUAUUGCGAUUGGUGCGUUUAGUGCGAUGGAGAAAGGUAUCUUAGUCUCUUGCUCUGCUGGCAAUAGCGGCCCUGCUAAGGCCUCAUUGGCUAAUUUGGCUCCCUGGAUAAUGACAGUCGGUGCCGGAACCAUUGAUAGAGAUUUUCCGGCUUUUGCUCAGUUGGGAAAUGGGCAAAAAAUUACUGGGGUUUCUUUGUAUAGUGGGAAUGGUAUGGGAAAGAAUUUGGUGAGCUUGGUUUACAGUAAAGGAGGUAAUACCUCCAGUAAUUUGUGCUUGCCGGGUUCUCUUGAUCCGACCCAAGUGAAAGGGAAAGUAGUAUUGUGUGAUAGAGGAGUUAAUGCGAGGGUGGAGAAAGGCGCCGUCGUUAAGGAGGCUGGUGGAGUAGCGAUGAUACUGGCCAACACAGCGGCGAGCGGAGAGGAGUUGGUGGCGGACAGCCAUUUAUUGCCGGCGGUGGCAGUGGGAAAGAAGCUCGGAGACGUAAUUAGGGAGUAUGUGAGGACAAGCAAGAAACCGACGGCGGUGCUCAGUUUCGGCGGGACGGUGGUGAAUGUGAAACCGUCGCCGGUGGUUGCGGCGUUUAGCUCAAGGGGGCCCAAUACGGUGACCCCGCAGAUCCUGAAGCCGGACGUUAUUGGGCCGGGCGUCAAUAUCUUAGCUGCUUGGUCCGGGGCGAUUGGACCCACCGGACUGGAGAAAGAUACCAGGAAGACUCCGUUCAACAUCAUGUCCGGAACAUCCAUGUCAUGCCCACAUAUCAGUGGGUUGGCAGCAUUGCUCAAGGCCGCACAUCCUGAAUGGAGUCCUAGUGCCAUCAAAUCUGCACUCAUGACCACAGCCUACACUAGAGAUAACACCAACUCUUCUCUUCGCGACGCCGCAGAUGGCUCACUUUCCACCCCACUGGCUCACGGCGCUGGUCAUGUUGAUCCACACAAGGCCAUGUCUCCAGGACUCGUGUAUGACGCUGGUCCGAGAGACUACAUUGCCUUCCUUUGCACCCUCGGUUAUUCCAUUGACGAGAUAAAGGGCAUUGUAAAACACCCUAAUAUCAGCUGUGCUAGGAAAUUUAAGGACCCAGGGCAGCUCAACUAUCCAUCAUUCUCAGUUCUCUUUACCAAGUCAAGAGUUGUGCGAUACACCAGGGAGUUGACGAAUGUUGGAAAAGCUGGCUCCACCUACGAAGUGACCAUUGAAGCACCACCAACAGUGGAGGUGACUGUGAAGCCAACAAAGCUUGUUUUCAACACCACACUCUCAAAGCAGCGCUACACUGCUACAUUCGUAUCGAAGAGAGGCGUUAGCUCGAUGGCCAAGGAUGCAUUUGGUUCAAUUGCUUGGAUAAAUGCCGAACAUCAAGUGAGGAGUCCGGUUGCGUUCUCAUGGAACCAGCCCAUAGGAGGAGGAUCGGAUUGAUCGAUGUACAAUUUUAUGAGCUUUUCUCCGUCAGCUCUAGAAAUGGUUAAAUUAUGCUUUUUUGACCCAGUGAGCUGAUGAUCAUCACUGCAGAAUAAGCUGCAAACUGCUUCUGAUGCUAAAUUAGUGUGAGCUCUUAUCAAGGGGGCUUCGAAAAAUUGAAUUCAAAAACAAAGCGAGAAAAGUUGAAAAAAGAAGCAACCUUGAAGUUUUCAGUAGUUGCCGUUAGAUGAAAGCCUAAUGUCAGUGUUAUUUAUAAUCUACUAAGCAAACCAACUAUGUUAAGCUUGUAGUUAUUUCGUUGUGCCAACGCAGUAUAUUUCCACCCUGCAGAAUUCGAAGUUCCAGGCCUAAAGGCCCAAAGGCCAAAAUAUGUGGGUUUUUGUUGGGCUUCCCAUAUGAAGUUUGCUUUAAUCAUUUUUGUAGUUUCCAUUACCGUGGAUCAUAAUCUUUCUUUUUCAAAAUAGAAAAACAAGAAAAAAUCAAAUUGAGGUUUACAGAUUAGUUACUGUUACCUACAUAGACAUUCUGCAAUGAAGGG
This is a messenger RNA of Oldenlandia corymbosa var. corymbosa, 3089 nucleotides long. The record is from the annotation of a GenBank genome assembly. Lineage: Eukaryota; Viridiplantae; Streptophyta; Magnoliopsida; Gentianales; Rubiaceae.